AAGAAACCACAAGCAUCACUACCGAAAAUGAAAACGUUGAGGUGCUUUAACGUGACGUAUGUAUGCGACUAACCAGUUUUGAUUGGCUAUGUGAAGGUGGCAGUGUCUUUAGUAUUGCACGUGUGUGGGCUCUAGAGCUACGGAUGCUCUUUUAGGACUAGAAAAAGAUGGCAGAAACGCUGCAGUAUCUCGCGCAGUUGCCAGACGUUGAUAUUGAUGCAGAUGGUGUUUUUAAAUACGUGUUGAUUCGAGUCGAGCCACCAAAUGGAGAACAGAGCAAGGAUAUUGUGCGAGGGUACGCAUGGGCUGAUUACCACGGGCUUUGGGCAAGCAAAUCAUGAAGUGUCUACAGAGAAAUUAAAAGCGAUGUAUCCAGAUUAUGAGGUCACGUGGUCUAAUGAAGGUUAUUAGUGUGUGGAAUGCAUCAUUUGUUAAAGAUAUUGCACUGAUGACCCAGGUCUGUACCACUGGAAGUUCCUGGUGUCAUUACUGUAGGUGAACAGCCAGAAUGAGCAUUAUGGAUACAUACUCCUUUUUUUGAACUGUAAAAUCCAGUAUGUCAGAAGUGGCUUGUUCUGUUUGUGUGUGUUUGAAUGUGUACUGAAAUAAAGUGCUGUGAUCACACUGUGUGAUUUUUCUGUAAAGGUCUAGCACUUGGAAGUGUAUUUUUUUUUAGCCUUAAAAUUAAGGCUUUGCAGUGGACGAGAGGGUAUUGCGCUCUCCAAAUAUUCAAAGCCUGAGUAAUGGUACUGUUGUAGUCCUGGAAGUAUUUACUGACCGAGCCCUCCAUGUCUUUUCAGUAUUACAGCAACUGUACUUAAGGAUGACUGAAAAUAUGUUAAAAUGUACGGAUAGAAGAAUAAAAAUUAUGUAAUGUC
Molecule: messenger RNA, 878 nt
Organism: Protopterus annectens (West African lungfish)
Lineage: Eukaryota; Metazoa; Chordata; Ceratodontiformes; Protopteridae
Gene: PHPT1
Product: phosphohistidine phosphatase 1
Biological process (GO): peptidyl-histidine dephosphorylation
Cellular component (GO): cytosol
Molecular function (GO): protein histidine phosphatase activity
Source: RefSeq, a predicted model, not a curated record